Rotaria socialis is the source of this 2580-nucleotide messenger RNA. Lineage: Eukaryota; Metazoa; Rotifera; Eurotatoria; Philodinida; Philodinidae. The record is from the annotation of a GenBank genome assembly.
AUGGCUGAAAAAAAUUUACGAUCAAAUACAAAUGUACAAACAUUACCAUCAACGAAAACGGCCACGACUUUAAUGGCAUAUGCUCAAUUAGAGAUUGAUAAUAGUUCAACAUGUAUACCAAGAGUGUGUAAAUUCAGUAUUGUACGUCUAGUAAUCAAUCGAUUGAUUGAUAACGGUGAUUUAAAUACAAUUGUUGUUGCAGUAAAAAUUCAAAGUAAUAAACGAACAUUUCGUUGUUGUGAAAUUCCUCUUCAACAAGAUGGAAUGUUAGAUACACCUGUCAAUCUACAAUAUUUCAUAACUUAUCCUCAUUAUUUUAAACGGGAUAUAAAUCAAGUUCAGAUAUAUAUUCAACGAAGAAAAAAUCGACCUAUGAUUGGUUACAAAACGUUAGCAAAAGGCGAAGUUAAUUUGGAUCAAGUCAUUCAACAUCCACAAAGUAUGAAUCUACAUUUAUAUUUAAAUACAAAUGAAAAAUCUAAACAACUACAACUACGUUCAACGAAUCAAGACGAAUAUUCGACGAUGAAAACUGAAAAAUAUUCCGUUGGCUAUGUAUCAAUAGUUUCUUUAUCAAGUACAAUACCAAAUGUAUCUGAAACUAUGGCACAUCCAGAACUUGGAUUAAUAUCAAAUCCAUUAUCAAUAAAAAAUCAGUUUGAUAAAUCAUUCAACGAUGAUGAUGAAUAUGUUGAAGAAGAAGAAUUAAAUUCCGAACUUGAAGAUAGUGAUUUAGAAUUUAUUAGUAAAAACAAACAAAAAUUUAAUCCAAAUAUUAUAAGAAAUAAAUUGAUUCAAAUGUUUAAACGCAAAAGUGUCCCAUCAACCACUCUAAAUAAAACUCCAAGUACAAUAGCAACAAUGACAGAAACAAAUAUAUUAAAUUCAAAUCAUCCACAUGCUAAAUCUAAAUUGAACCGUCAGUCAGAUAUUGAAGAAGAAGACGAUCCACCAUCAGACAUGAGUGAUAGUACAAUACCUGUUGAUCAAUGGAGUAUUGAAUCUGUACCUAAACCAGGUUUUACACCUGUUGAACAAUUACAAGUACUCAAAAUUGCAAGCGAAACAAAACCUGAAGAUGAACCUUAUUCCGUAAAAAGAUCAACAAAUCCAUUUGAUAAUAAUGAUAGUCCACUAGAUUCUGAUACAUCGGAUUUUGGCUUAGAUAUUGAUCGAAUACGAUUACCUCAAAAAAUAAUAACCAUAGCUGAAGAAAAACUAUCACAUCGUUCAACAAAUAUUCGUGAAAAUUGUGUGAAACAAUUUGAUGAACUUUGCGCGAAUGAUCGACUUCCAGAUUCAAUUAUAUUUCUUUAUACAGGUCUUAAUCAAUCGAAUGUGACAUUAUUGAAAGAGCAACUCACUAGUGUUGCAAAUAGAGGUGUCAGGUUAACAUUAAAAAUGAAAAUAAUGCAUUGGCGUAUUAUGAUAACUGCAUCCAAAUUUAAAGAAUACAAUUUAUCAGUUAUAUCACUAAAUACAUUAACUGAAUCAAAAGUAUUACUAAAUAGUAUGAUUCAACGUUUACAAAAAAGUGCCAGCCAAUGUGUUAUACGUAUUGUUCUGCUUGGCAAUGAUGCAUUUGUUAAUUCGUUUCUUCAAUCUUAUGUUGAAUGUUUGGCUUCAAGACCACGUGAAUAUAUGGAUUACUUUCGAUUCUAUUUUGUUCCGCUAGUUUCCUCAUAUUUGGCGAAAUUUCUCGGUAGUUUGGACUCUCAAUACGAAACACUGUUUGGUGGCAAUGAUUCUUCUAAUGAAGUUUUAGACGUACGAGAUUUAUCACAAAAGAUUACACGAUAUUUAAAAGCUACUCCACGUACACUGUCAUUACCUGUUGGUGAAGUUAUGCUCAAUCGAAAAGGGAAAUUGCUCGAUGAAGAUUCAUCACCAACAUUUUUACCGUUCUUUUGUUAUGUUUGUCUUGGUACAUUAUCGUCAAAUGAAAGUCAGUUAUCAUCGAUAGAUGAUAACGCCCUUCUCUCUGCAUCAUUAUCAUUGUCUAUAACAACACCUCAAACAUCUCGUGAAUUAAAAGAUUCGUCUGAUGAUGAAAAUAGUCAAGCAAUAUUAUCAAGUUCUCCACCAUCGAAAACGACAAAUAAAUCAAUAAAAAGUUCAUAUGCUGCAGAUGAACCUUCACCAUCACCAGUGGAUGUGUCAGUUGAUUAUUGGACUAUAAUUGAUAGUCAAAAAGAAAAAAGAGAUGGAAUACGAACAAUAAAAUCUUCAUUGAAAUCGAAUAUACGUGUGUUAACAAUUACAAGACAAUUAACAAUGAAUUCAGAUGGAAACAUGUCUCCUUCGUUAACAAUGACUUAUGUUACACGUGAAAAAAAACAAAAAAUGAUGAAAUUUGGUAAAAAGCUCAAAGAUUUACAAAGUACAAAAAUGAUUGAACCUCAAGCAAUAACGGGUAUCAAUCGGCUUGUUUGUACAUCGAAAUCGCAUAAUGUCGAAUUGAAAGUGAAUGUCGAUGGACAAGAAUGGGAUAAUGUGAAAUUCUUUCAAAUCUCAUCUCAAUGGCAUACACAUAUUAAACAUUUUCCAUUAGCUUUAUUUAGUGAUGCACGCAAUACUUAA